Molecule: messenger RNA, 1254 nt
Organism: Ctenocephalides felis (cat flea)
Lineage: Eukaryota; Metazoa; Arthropoda; Insecta; Siphonaptera; Pulicidae
Product: doublesex- and mab-3-related transcription factor A2-like
Exons: 5
Coding region: 1-1254 (417 amino acids)
Biological process (GO): sex differentiation; regulation of transcription by RNA polymerase II
Cellular component (GO): nucleus
Molecular function (GO): protein binding; RNA polymerase II cis-regulatory region sequence-specific DNA binding; DNA-binding transcription factor activity, RNA polymerase II-specific
Source: RefSeq, a predicted model, not a curated record
AUGUCCUUGCCAAGUGGCGUGGACGUGAGUGCCCUCAUGUCUCAGCACGCGGUUCUGGGCGGUUUACCACCCGCGUUCUUCUUGCGCGCUUCGGAGAGGUACCAGAGGACGCCGAAAUGCGCCCGCUGCCGAAAUCACGGAGUCGUGAGCGCUUUGAAAGGACACAAAAGAUAUUGCCGGUGGAGGGAUUGCGUUUGUGCUAAAUGCACCUUGAUCGCUGAAAGACAACGGGUCAUGGCUGCACAGGUUGCUCUGCGCCGGCAGCAAGCUCAAGAAGAAAGCGAAGCGCGCGAGCUUGGUCUGUUGUACACAGCCGGCGGAACUGGUACGACAGGGUCGCAAUCGCUCACAGGGCCCCAGACGACGACCGUGCCGUCGGUGCCCCCUACUGCAGGAAAUGUAUCGCCAGUGAGGGACUCGGUCAACGUAUCGUCGAAUUUGAAAUACCCGACACACAGUGAAUCUCAACGUACAGAGUACCAAAGUUCGGAACACGAUAGCGAACCUCCCAGCCCAGAUGCAAAGCGACCCCGAAUUUGUGUCGACUCUGAUGAAUCCGAUUGUGGUACGGGAGCAGGUGGAGUGGCCGGCAGUCCUUCAGAACCUAGAUCGGCUCCAUCGAGCGACCAUGAACUUCUAGACGUAGAACAAGAUUUAGAUGGAAGUGAGCAUCAACCGGCACCAGAAAAUCUAUCACUGAGGCGAGGGAAUGGAGAAGCAGCUACACCUCCGACACACCAAGCACAGGCACAAAAUCAAGAACCGCAAAGAGAUUUCUUUCAACAGAGCUUGUUUGCGCACUAUGCUGGAUUUGCACCAUAUUCACCAUAUAACCAGCAGCCUCCAGCAGUCCAACAGCAACAGCAAAGAUCGCCAGUAGAUGUGUUGUUAAGAGUUUUUCCUGGUAGAAGGCGAGCGGAAGUUGAAAGUAUACUACAACGGUGUAAAGGAGAUGUUUUGCAAGCAAUGGAAGCUAUGGUUUUCUCCUCUGAAUCAUCACCUCCGCCUCCGACGUAUCCAUGUACCCCUCCAAAGUCGGCCUUUAGUCCACUUGGUGCUCACUACCCGCGAUACGGACCUCAUAUACCGCGGCGAUUCUUAGCCGCCCCUUACGCCGGCACCGGAUACUUGCCGACGGUGAUAAGACCUGAUUACCCACUACAAGCGCCGCCGCCGCCACCACUCGCCGGACUCGGCGGACACGAAUCGCCAGGAUCAAAUACAGGAUCGGAUAAAACUUCUUAUUCGGAAUGA